UACAAAUUUUCUUAAUAAAUGCCUGGAGUUUGUCCACGUUGUAAUCGCGAGGUUUACUUCGCAGAGGAAAAAUUAGCUCUUGGAAAAGUUUGGCAUACGUUUUGUUUCUCUUGUCGUAGCUGUAGAAAAUUACUCAAUAGCUGUAACGUCGUGACACAUCUUAGUGAAUUAUUUUGCAAGAAUUGUUAUAUUCGUCUGUUUUUAUCCACUGCGAAUCAUGCAAUUAAAGCAAUACCAAACUCGUCUGCAACUUUAACACUUUCCAAGGAAUUAUUAAAUUGUUACUGUUGCGACGCAGAAAACUCAAUCGGUAACGCGUCAUUAAACAGAAAUCAACAUUAUCAAUCCGACAAGUAUAGACUUCGUGGUGGAGGAAGUGAAGUUGAGGAAACAAAUAUUUGUCUUGACGAAGAAAAAAAACAUUUCAUAGAAAACGAGUGUGCAAAUCUAGGUAUUGUCAAUUCGAUGACAACAAUUUGUGAUCCGCCACCCAGUCCUACCGCAAUAACUACGUGGUAUAAUCGGCAACAUUCUAGGUUUCGCAGUACGUUGUCUCCGGAGUGGCAGAAGAAUAACACUAACGCGAAAGAUUGUCGAUUUGAAGUGCAGAAACAAGAUACAGAUCAAUUUGAGCCAAAGACUUCGUUUAGUAAUAAUGAAGUCAACAUUACAGAGGCUCAGUUAAGCACAGAUAAAACUCAAGUGACAUCUAUCAACUGGAAUAAUAAAAUUAACAAAUACGAUCCCGUAUACGAAUUUAGUGCCAAUAGCGUCACUAUUCCGUCAAGACGAAAAUUUGCGUAUCCGCCGGUACCACCGCCUCGCAAUCCGUUGCCUUCCCGACGACGAGUCUCGUUCUACGACGUCGUCUUCGGGGAUAUGCGCGGAAACGACCAGAAUUGUAUCUCGAAAAUGCAAGAUGAUCAUCAUAGGCCCUGUUGCAAUAAUGAUAAUAAAAAGGAAUACAAUAAUUCUUUCGACAUUUGGCAAGCGGACGAAUCGGUUGGUAAAAACGACGGCGGAUACGAAAAUAUUAAUGUAAAUUAUACCAAAGAUAGUGGCAGAAUGCAUUUUGAAAAAAGCGCGUCGGACUGUGGUGAAGAAGACACGUUAAGUAAAUGCAAUGACAUCGAGAAGAGUCGUGGACAAGAUCAUUGCAUCGAAGGUAAUUCAGAAUCGCGCGCGUACAGAAUAAUGAACGAGAAAGAUGAUGCAUCGUCGAAAGAAGACGCUAUGACGUACGGUCAUCAAAGUGGCCCGAAUUCAUCGAACGAACUUGAUGAUAAUGAACGAAUGCGGGGAGGAUGCGGUGGACCGUGCGGACCUCGUGUUAGACUUCCAUGUGGAACAGUGAAAGUCGAAACUGCUUGUCUUUGUAAAAGAGAGCCAGAACCAUGUCGCGUUGUGACAUCUUGUGCGACUUGUGCAACAACACCAUGUGCCGAUAGACGUAGUUGUUGUUCAUCGUCAAGUGAUCGGCCAGUUUGCAAAAAAUCAAUUAUUAAAUGUCGUCCACCGUGCAUGGGAGAAUCUUCUUGUGGAGGAGGUGGAUGUUGCGGAGGUGGAUGUCGUGGUGGUUGUGGAAAACCUGGACAAACGUGUUUACCGAAUCCAUCAAGACUUUGCACGACACCUUGCCGACCGUGUUCGCCUUGUUCCCCACCAAAGCCAUGCGCUCCACAAAUAAUUUGCUAUUGCGGUCAAAAAUGUGGAAAUUGUUGUGGAAGUGGGAAUCGUGCAUGUUGCUGUCGAUCAAAAAGUCCAGUAUGUCGAAAUCGAAGCAGAAGAUGUUGUAGUACCGAAAGGGCUGAACCAAUGGUCAUUGAAUCAGGAUGUUGUCGACCGAAAUCUGGUUGCGAAUGUUUGGGUGGAGGAGUUGAUUGUCAACGCUGUGGGCGAAAAGUAUAUCAAGCUGAAAUGCAGAUUGUAUCCGGUAUGCCGUUUCAUAAUACAUGCUUCAGCUGCUAUUGCUGUAGAAAACCCUUGGAACCGUUAACAUAUCAAGAAAAUUGUGGAGAAAUUUAUUGCAAACAAUGUUAUGUUCGAAAUUUCGGACCUCAAGGAUAUGGAUACGGCGUGGGACCAGGUACAUUACAAACUCCUAUGUGAAGUUAUUAUACAAAAUUAAUUAACUUUAUUAUCUCAAAAUUAGUUAUAAAUAACUUAUACAUGACAAUUUUUACUUCAUAGUUUGU
Apis mellifera (honey bee) is the source of this 2195-nucleotide messenger RNA. RefSeq lists its product as uncharacterized. The transcript is spliced from 8 exons. Gene Ontology annotation, biological process: muscle tissue development; sarcomere organization. Lineage: Eukaryota; Metazoa; Arthropoda; Insecta; Hymenoptera; Apidae. Gene Ontology annotation, cellular component: cytoplasm; Z disc; nucleus. Gene Ontology annotation, molecular function: structural constituent of muscle; actinin binding. Bases 19 to 2109 code for a protein of 696 amino acids. The record is from RefSeq and is a predicted model, not a curated record.